This is a messenger RNA of Phalaenopsis equestris, 957 nucleotides long. Its product is annotated as dnaJ homolog subfamily B member 3-like. Lineage: Eukaryota; Viridiplantae; Streptophyta; Magnoliopsida; Asparagales; Orchidaceae. Gene Ontology annotation, molecular function: protein-folding chaperone binding. Bases 129 to 674 code for a protein of 181 amino acids. The record is from RefSeq and is a predicted model, not a curated record. The transcript is spliced from 2 exons. Gene Ontology annotation, cellular component: cytosol.
CCAUAAAUGACCCUCGGCCCUCUCACUAUUUUCAGUCUGGCUUUUCUCCCCCUCCCUCUUCAUCACUCCAGCAAAAGCAGAACCCAAAGUUGCACUUUUUAGGGUUCCCCUCUCCCUUCAAUUCCGCCAUGGGAAAACCUCGAGACUUCUACGAGGUCCUCAACAUACCCAAGAACUCUUCCCCUCAACGAAUCCGCAAAGCCUACAAGACUCUCGUCAAGCAAUGGCAUCCCGACAAACAUCCUAUUUCCACCAAACCCGAAGCGGAAGCAAUGUUCAAAGCCAUCGCAGAAGCCUAUGAGCAGGCCCUUAUUGAAAUCCAGGGCAAACCGCUAUUUGUAGACUAUGACAGCGGUGGCGGAGUAGGAGCACCAAAUCGUUCCCGGAGCAGGCCGCCGGCGCCGGCACCGGCUGCGAGUUUUCGCGGUGAGGAGGAUAAUAGGAAACCUCGCAGCCAACCUAAGGAUGUGCACCACACGUCCUCUUCGCAAAAGUCCGGCUUUGGUUCUAAUUCCGCUCCUGCAUCGCGAAAGCCGCCGCCUUUGGAGAGGAAGCUGGAGUGCACGCUUGAGGAACUUUUUAAUGGCUGCAAGAAGGAAAUCAGCUUUGACAGAGAUGUUGUUGUGAAUGGGUAUUUUAUUCUUUCACUUAACUUUUUUUGUUUCAGAUUCUGAUUGAGCUUUUUAUUAUGCUGAUUGUCUUGUGAAUCUGAAUUGUUGUUUUUAAACUCGUAAGAUGAUUGGAGGCUUUCAACUUUUUUUUUCUUUUUGUAAAAAUUUUUGGGGUUCUUUUACUGAAUUCUCAGCAUUUAAAAGCAGCGCAGUAGAGCUUCAAUGAAUUUGAAGAGAUAGCAGUGUUGCUUAAGGGUUCAGCAAUGAAUAUAGGAGGAAGAUAUAUAUUUUCUUUAAAAGAAUACAUCUUUGAGUCUUUUACAUGGCGGAUUAGUCUUUAUUUGGU